AUUAUUCUUACUUGUUAGCCACACCUUAAUUCUCUCUCUCUCUCUCUCUCUCUCUCUCUCUCUUCCCGCUAAUAAGCGUCACACAGAAGCACUCUUGCACGCCUUACUCAAACCAAAGAAGGUCAAGUUGGUUGUAGCUAAAGUGGGUUUCUUCUAAUUUCCAUAAACCCAUUUGACCAUUUCCAGGAAUUCUAAAAAGCCACCCAAAAUCUUCCCCUGCCUUUUUCCCUUCAUGUUAGUGUUGUCAUUUGCGCAUUAAUAAGGCACAAGUAAGACAACAAGUGGCCUCUCACACACACACAUCAACAACGCCAACAAUGCCUGCCUUGAAACAAUUUUUCUGAAUCUCGCCCCCUCCACCCUCUCUGUUUCUCCCAUUUCUUCACCAAAAUGGGAGUAGUCGUGGCCAAAACCAGAGCAUUUUUCGCAUUGACGGGGAGAGCCAUUAACGAAGUCUUGAGCUUCUUCGUGUUCUCCAUCCUCGACGUUCUCGACUUCGUCCUCUGUUACGCUUACAGAGUCGCCGAUUUCUUGAUCGAGGCCGAGUGGAAGCCCUGCUACUGCUCGCCAGCCAAGGAGGCCAUGACGGGCGGCGGGAAGAUCCUGGUGUCCGAACGAGGCGAGUCGAAGGUCGUCCGGCUCACCUCGCCGAGCAAGUUGCAGCUGGAGGAGAUCUCGGACACCCUCUACGCGCGCCCCUCGUGCGUGGCCGAGGUGUCGAAAUGCACGGAGAGGAAGAGGGGGAGGGGGAGGUCGGUGUUUGCGGUCAAUGCGGCGAUCGUCGAGAUGCUGCAGGGGAAGAUUGGCGGGCAGAAAUUCUGUCCGAUUCCGAGGUGGUCUGAUUGUGACUGCGAAAUCUGUAACUCUUGGGCGUCUUCUUGCAAAGAAACGCUCUUUGUUCAUGCUGAUGGACCCAAAGAUAAUGUGCAAGAAGAUGUGCUAUUUAUCCAUGGAUUCAUCUCAUCAUCUGCAUUUUGGACCGAGACCUUAUUCCCAAACUUCUCCAAAUCUGCUAAAUCGACGUACCGGUUUUUCGCAAUUGAUCUGCUAGGGUUUGGGAGGAGUCCAAAGCCAGCUGACUCUCUUUAUACUCUGAGAGAGCAUUUGGACAUGAUCGAACGCUCUGUUCUUGAGCCUCGCAAGGUCAAAUCGUUCCACAUCGUUGCGCAUUCGUUAGGUUGCAUUUUGGCCCUAGCACUCGCGGUUAAACACCCGGGGUCCGUGAAAUCCUUAACCCUACUUGCGCCGCCAUAUUUUCCGAUACCGAAGGGUGAACAAGGAACACAGUAUCUGAUGAGAAAGUUGGCUCCGAGGCGGGUUUGGCCACUGAUUGCGUUUGGGGCGUCACUAGCUUGUUGGUACGAGCACGUCAGCCGGACAAUUUGCCUCCUCAUAUGCAAGAACCACCGAGUAUGGAAUUUUAUCACCAAACUCAUCACCAGAAACAGGAUCAAGACGUUUCUAAUUGAAGGGUUCUGUUGCCACACCCACAACGCGGCAUGGCAUACUCUACACAACAUAAUGUGCGGUACCGCAGGGAAAAUCGACAGUUACUUGGACACCGUCCGGAACCGCCUGAAGUGCAGCGUGACCAUAUACCAUGGCAGAAACGACGAGCUCAUCCCCGUGGAAUGUAGCUAUAACGUACAGUCGAGGAUUCCACGGGCCCGGGUUAAGGUGGUUGAGAAAAAAGACCACAUAACCAUUGUUGUCGGGAGACAGCAGGCCUUUGCAAGAGAACUAGAGGAAAUUUGGAAGAGUUCGAAGGGUAACUAAGACCUCUGGCUAUAAAUUCCAAUUCCAACCAAACGCUGGAAUUGACAAGCCCUUUUUUUUUCUUUUUUGCUCAGCAAAUAUUGCAAGCUUUCUCAUUAUCUUUUCUCCAUCAAGUGUGAAGCUUCUGUUAGGACUUGUGAAGGAUUACACAUUACUAUUAUUGGGCAAUGAAUGGUGGUGCAUAUCAUAUCAAUCGAGACCCAAAAAACAGAGCGGAUCGGAAACACGUAGAAUCGUAGAAAAACUGUUUUAUUUAAUAGGGAUGAAAACAUACCCAUUCGAAAUAACCUUGAUGUAUACUUACGGCGCCCUACGAGAAAGGAUGAAUAUUUAAGUACCCUCAUUUACAAAGUA
This is a messenger RNA of Rhododendron vialii, 2130 nucleotides long. RefSeq names its product probable lysophospholipase BODYGUARD 3. Lineage: Eukaryota; Viridiplantae; Streptophyta; Magnoliopsida; Ericales; Ericaceae. The record is from RefSeq and is a predicted model, not a curated record. The transcript has 4 exons. Bases 391 to 1776 code for a protein of 461 amino acids.